Messenger RNA from Choloepus didactylus (southern two-toed sloth), 1528 nucleotides. RefSeq names its product basic proline-rich protein-like. The coding region runs from base 91 to 684 and encodes 197 amino acids. The transcript is spliced from 2 exons. Lineage: Eukaryota; Metazoa; Chordata; Mammalia; Pilosa; Megalonychidae. The record is from RefSeq and is a predicted model, not a curated record.
CGCGGGGCAGUCGGGGGCGCGGGGUCCCCCCAGCUUUUCCUCCCAGGUGUAGGCGGCGGAGACCCCCGGCCGGAGCCACGAGGGCCGGAGAUGGCUCUCGGGGACGGGAAUGCCGUGCCGCGGGUCCCCGGCUCUCCGGGCCUCAGUUUCCCGGGGGCAGAGGGGGCUCGCCCGGCGCCGUGCGAAGAUGCCCGGCCGCGCGCGGUGGCGGGGACCGCGGGGCGCUGCGCUCUGCUCGGGCGCGCCGGCACCCGGAGCCUCUGCCCGGGGAACCCCGCCCCGAGACCCAAAGGGUCCUCCCUUCCCCUACACCCGGGCCCGGGACACCUAGAUCCUCCUCCGGGACUCUGGGAGUUGGGGAGUCGGGAUCUCCCCGGCCGCUGGUCGGGCUCAGAGACCACCGAGGGCCUCCUGCGCCUUGGAGGACCCCGCCCGCCUCUCCACCCCGCACCAGUGGCUCCCCUUCCCCGGAGGGAGCUCCCGCCGCCCGCCCACCUCGCCCCCUCCCCGGCCCUCCCCUGCGGGGCUUUUUUUCCUCUUACGGAUGGAUCGAGCGGUGCAGGUGGAACCGGCUGGGGCCGGGGCCGCGGGGCCGCGGUGGGGCAAACCCCCGCCGGACCUCCUCCUUCCGCAGGGGCUGGGGAGCUUUCGCUGGAACCCCCAGGGCCGGAGAACCGGACCUGAGGAUCCUGCGCCCCUCCCUUCUUGAGAGGGCGCACCUGAGGUGACCCGGUUUUCCACAACCCUCUUGCCUGGGAAAUCUUGGGGCCCCAUGGCGGGGAAAUGCAGCUCUAGGCGGCUUCACUCAGCUGGACCCGGACCCGCCGGUGGUGGGGGGCGGUGUGCAGCCCGCCCUCCAGUGUCCCGCACUGACCACGCUGCAGCCUCUCCGGGCUCUGCUUCCUGCAGCACCCUGGCCUCUGUCCCUGGACGUCAGCAACCUCCCUGCCUCCCAGCCCUCGCCUGCCACACUUUUCUGACCGGCCCUUUCCCCCAGCCCUUAGCCCCCAUUGAGUCUGCAGGGGAGACUCGGGCAGACUUCCUCACCACCCCGGGAGCAGAGGCUGGGCUCUCCAAUCCUGGGCCAUUACUCCCAUUUGGGGAAGAAGACAUCAGCGUUUAGAGAAGUUAAGUGAGAUGAUGAGCUAAGUAAACUGCAAGUGGCAGGGCCCAGAUUUGAACCCAGCAGCCCAGCGCCACAAUGCUCAGGUGUGAGCUCUGUGCAGUGUGGCCCCCCCCCUUGAAAGAGGCCAGGGUGGGAGAAGGAACAGGACCCUCUGACAGCACAGGGCCCCAGGGUCCACGUACCCAACUGGGGCUGGCUGGGGGUCCCAGGGGGGCUCACCCCUUACUUCUUUCCUCUGUACCACCACCCCCUCCCCAGGAAGAGAUCCCUCUACAGGAGCGUGUGCCUGGCCCUGGCCCUGCUGGUGGCCGUGACGGUGUUCCAGCGCAGUCUGACCCCCGAUCAGUUUCUGGAGGACCCCCUGCCACCCACCCAGGGGCCACAGAAGGACCAGAAGCCACA